Anoplopoma fimbria (sablefish) is the source of this 3559-nucleotide messenger RNA. RefSeq names its product zinc finger protein 354C. The record is from RefSeq and is a predicted model, not a curated record. Lineage: Eukaryota; Metazoa; Chordata; Actinopteri; Perciformes; Anoplopomatidae. The transcript is spliced from 7 exons. Bases 180 to 2546 code for a protein of 788 amino acids.
CUUUUGUUUUGGAAAGCCGCUACCAAGCGGUCGCCAUUAUUCUUCCUGGCUUGACUGUCGGGAGAAAGACGGAUAUGUACUUUUAAACAUUAUAUUGCCGGGUAAACCGCAACAUUGUUGGCCCAUUUGUGCAGUCGAUUGAUCAACGCAUGAAUUAGCCACACAACCUGGCCCCCAGAAUGGAGAAACGGUCUGAUAGCGCAGGUGUUGGAGGUUCCCUUCCCCUGUCCUCCCUCCGCUUGAUGGCUUCCCCUCUGCAGCUGACAUACUCGUACAUAUGGCAGGUCAUACGGCAGAGAAACGUGAAGCAGUACGGCAAAGUGGAGGAGUUUGUGACCAUGGUGACGCAGACCGUUCCUGAGCUCAUAAGCUUCAAGCAGACUGCCCAGCUCGUCUUGGGGUUGAGAGCAAGGAUCAUUUUGGAUUUGCUUCACAAAGACGGACCACCAGAUUCCAGGGCGAUUCAAACUCUCAUAAAUAAGUUGAAGGUCUCUUCAUCUUUAGGGAAGGAUGCAGAAGUGGAGAAAUCGCAAACAAACUUCAUGGUGCUGGUCCAGAAUCUGCUUAAAAACCCUGCUGAAAGGAAGCGCUUCUUCCAGGACGUGUUCCCUGUUCAGUACGGCACAAAGUUUGAUACAGCUCUACAGGCUCUCACUGCUGGUCUGGUUUGCAAGCUGGAGCAAGUUCUUCCUGUUCCCAAUCUCUCCCAGCUUGGUGCCAUGAUCUCAGCGGAGCCCUCUGUCCUGGAGGCAUGUGGAGGCUUCAUCCCCGACACCGGGGACCUGAAGACUCUCCUCUUGCACCAGCAGGCCAAGGGACUCCUUGGUGCUAAAGCAACAAUCUCGUCCUCGGUGGGAAACUGUGUGCUCUCUUCACUGGCAUUCCGGCCCAAACCAGUAGAGCCACCUCCACCACCACCACCACCACCAGCACCACCAGCGCCACCAGAAUCACCAAAGCGACCAGAGGUCACAGAAACCAGCCCGGCCUCCCUGAGUGACCCUGAAGACCUGGGAGUGAUGUCGGACGACCCUGACAGCCCAGCAGACCCAGCCGCUGGAUCACAGGGGAAAGGACAAUAUGUUCAUAAAUCAGCUGAUGACAGUGCCGAAAAGGAAAAGAGUGGCACAGCAGCAGCUCAGUUGGAGAGUUUGGUGCAAGAGAAAAGUUGUACACAGGAACAGCCUGCCACAACUCUACAAAGCCCAGAGGAAAGAGCAGCGCCAGAAGCGGCAGAUAAACCAGAGUCACAGCAGCCUCCCUUGAAGUCGAUCCCUUUCCGGAUGGUUCAAAUGCCCAUCAAACCCGCCUCCACCGUACAGAAUGCAGGCAAUGCAGGAACAAAAGACGGCCAGAAGCCUCAGACCACGCGGGUCACGCUGCAUCAGUGGGUGUCACAGAUUGCCACCAACUCCCUCUCGCUCCCAGCCCUGCCGCCACUUCCCCCAGCCAGGUUCAGCUCAGGGGACGACAUGAAGCCCAGCAUCAGAAGGAAAAAGCAGAUCAGGCCUCCAGCCGACAGAUUCACCUGCAGCGUGUGCGAUAAGAGCUUCCCUUAUCAGUCCAAGCUCAUGGACCACGAGCGCAUUCACACGGGAGAGAAGCCUUUCGCGUGCCCGGCAUGCAACAAAAGCUUCAGAACACAGGCGUUCCUCAACAACCACCUGAAGACCCACAGCACGGCGCGUCCCUACGCGUGCGGCCAGUGCGGGAAGUGUUUCAACAAGUUGCAGAGCUUGACCAAGCACAUGCUGGCCCACAGCGGCCAAAAGCCCUUCUACUGCAACAUCUGCAACAAGGGCUUCACGCAGUCCACCUACUUCAAAAGACACAUGGAGUGCCACACGAGCCAGAUGACGUUCCCCUGCAAGCACUGCAGCAAAAGCUUCCCGACGGCUUUCAAGCUGUCCAACCACGAGCGCUGGCACACCAGAGAUCGCCCUCACAUGUGCGAGCGCUGCGGGAAGAGGUUCCUCGUCCCCAGCUUGCUGAAGAGACACAUGGGCUACCACAUCGGCGACCGCCAGUACCUCUGCUCCCAGUGCGGGAAGACCUUCGUCUAUUUGUCCGACCUGAAGAGGCACCAGCAAGACCACGUGCCCAAAGCCAAGAUCCCGUGCCCUGUGUGCCAAAAGAAGUUCUCCAGCAAGUACUGCCUGAGGGUCCACUUGAGGAUCCACACCCGAGAGAGGCCCUACCGGUGCUCCAUCUGCGAAAAGACCUUCACUCAGGUCGGGAAUCUGAAGGUCCACAUCCGGUUGCACACCAACGAGCGCCCGUUCAGCUGCGACGUGUGCGGGAAGACCUACAAGUUGGCGUCCCAUCUGAACGUCCACAAAAGGACUCACACGUGCAAGAAGCCCUGGACGUGCGACACGUGCGGGAAGGGAUUCUCCGUCCCGGGCCUUCUGAAGAAGCACGAGCAGCUGCACGUGCGGGAAGCCAACCCUGACUUCUCUCUGAAACGGAGACACAGGGGCAAGCACAAGAAGCACUCGCUCAAGAGGAAGUAUGAUGAGGAAGACGAGGGCAGCGAUGAUUAUUAAUCAAAGAAACACGAUUUGUAUGAAAUAAGGAUGCUCAGGGCUGAUGCUGAUCACUGAUGUAAUCCAAUUCAGAUAGCUACUGCCGAAAUGACCCUGUGGAGCGUGUCAUUCUCAAAGUUUCCCGAGUUAUUUCUAGGUUGUGUUAGCUUGUGGUGGAGAUCAGGUCACCAUGACGGUCUGGGUAGUGAAAACACAUUUAGAAUGAUGUUAGAAUCAUUCUUUUUCUGAUCACCAGUUUUAAAGACAACCCAUUUAAGUUAUAAUUUGAUUUAUGAUUGGUGGCCUGCUCCGGUCAUUAUCCAGCCAACUGGAGCAUCUCAACUAAUCAGUGCUGUUUUUCAUGUAAUAAGGUGAUGUGACGACAUUAGUUUGGGAAAUUAAGUUACCCCGAGCUGUCGCAUUUUGAGAGACAUAAGAUCAUUUCCUGAUUCGUUUUGGAGUUGUUAAUUAUUGGUGAUCAUUGUAAUUACAAAAUAAAACUAUGAUAGUUUAAAAGAAAUGUUAUUUUCUAAACAUAGUGCUACCUGAAUGUAGCCAACAUUUAAACAAUGUCCAUCAUGUUAACCAACAAUACAAGUAUUUCAAUGCAUGUGACUUUAGAUAGUUUGUCUGCUAUGUAACAAAAUAUUGUAGUGUCUCUAGGAAACAUUUUAUCUUUGUUACCAUGUCCUUGUGGAAAAACUACCUUUACCCCUCUCUCUCUCUCUCUCUUUUUAUGUAACCCUAAACUGUAAACCUUACAAUUACUCUGCUUUUGUUUGAGAGUGAAAAUAGGCUGAUUUGUGUUUAUUAGGAUUUCACUUUUUUCAAGCCUUAGAUGCUGUGUUAUUGCUGUAAUGGUGUUGAAAAUAUGAAUUUUCAUUUAGCUUGGACACAGUAAACAUUAUGCAAAUGUGUGAUGAGGUUGUGCUGUGAGUCUUAUCUCCCCCAUUACUUCUACUAUUGUGAGCUGCCAUGUAUACAAGCCAUUAGGCAUUAUAACUGUUUUUGAUGUUUUUCAGAAAAAUAAAUAA